Molecule: messenger RNA, 483 nt
Organism: Schistocerca cancellata (South American locust)
Lineage: Eukaryota; Metazoa; Arthropoda; Insecta; Orthoptera; Acrididae
Exons: 3
Coding region: 1-483 (160 amino acids)
Source: RefSeq, a predicted model, not a curated record
AUGCUUGAUUGCAACGGAUUCUGGUCACCAUGUGAGACAGUGCUUCCACCUUCAGAAGGUCCUGUGCACCUUGCAGACAUACUGCCAGUUCCCUUGAGAGCAACUGCUUCCUUUGGACUUGGCAAGUGUAUGCGAGCUAUCUGGACUCUGCCUAUGAUUGAAAGAGAAAGUGAGCAGGAGAAAGAAAAGGCUGCGGUGGAACGUAUAUCAAAGGAAGAGGAGAAAAUAAAAGAAUGGUUAGAAAUGUACACACUAUUGGAUGAAUAUGAAAAGAAAAUAUCAGCUGAGAUAGAGCGAAAGGCUAUUUCUACUGAAGCCAAGUACCGAUGGCUUUCACUGUCAGAGAGGCUACCAGAAGACAAGGUGACAGAGGAUGAAUACACCAGUGUAGCUUUUGGAUCAGAUAACAGUCUAUUUAAUGCUGGAGAAGUAUCAGAUGUGCAUGUGGGGAAAUCAGCAGAAUUUAUGGAAGACGUAGAUUAA